AUGGGUCGUUCACGCGCUGCCCAUCACUCUGCCGAUGAGGAUCCCGCCCAAAGUCGUUCAAAGAGAAAACGGACAGCUCAAAACAUGGAGAAUACUGAAACUGUGACUACUGUUCCGGGAAUAAAGGAUGGAAAAAAGGCAUUGUACCACUGUAAUUAUUGCAACAAAGACAUCUCAGGGAAGAUUCGCAUCAAGUGUGUGAUGUGUUCUGAUUUUGACCUCUGUGUGGAAUGCUUUUCUGUAGGAGCUGAGGUGCAUCCUCACAAAAGCAAUCAUCCUUAUAGAGUCAUGGAUAACCUCUUGUUUCCACUAAUAUGUCCUGAAUGGAAUGCUGAUGAGGAGAUAUUACUUCUGGAGGGUAUUGAAAUGUAUGGACUGGGGAAUUGGGCUGAAGUUGCAGAACAUGUCGGAACAAAAAGUAAAGCAAGCUGUAUUGAGCAUUAUAACACCAUCUAUAUGAACUCGCCUGGCUUUCCUCUUCCGGACAUGUCUCAUGUUAUCGGAAAGAGUAGAGAGGAACUCCUUGCUAUGGCCAAAGAAUAUGCUGAAAUCAGUAAAGGAACUCCCACUUGUGGAGACGAAAAUGGUGCAAAAACAGAGUCUCCAUCAUCUGCAAGGACCAAGUUGGAAGAUCAAAGAAAAGAAUGCCCAGCAGGACAUUCCUCUUCAAACAUAUCUUCUGGUACAGUAAUAAAUGAGGUAGGUUCCGGUGAAGGUUCUAGCUAUGCGAACACAUCAGCUGGGGCGCUUAAGGGGGUGUCUAGUAUAGUCCCGAGUAAGGAUGGUCAUGACAACAUUAAAGUGGAAGAUAGGAGCAUUGGGGAGAAAAAGCCUAGGAUUUUCGGGGAGAAGGGCCCUUCUAUGAAGGAAUUAAGUGGCUACAACUCCAAGAGACAAGAGUUUGAGGUUGAGUAUGAUAAUGAUGCUGAGCAGUUACUGGCUGACAUGGAAUUCAAGGAUACAGAUUCUAAUGGUGAUCGUGACCUAAAAUUGCGUGUGUUGCAUAUAUACUCAAAAAAACUUGAUGAAAGAAAACGGAGGAAAGACUUCAUAUUGGAAAGAAAUUUGCUCUAUCCCGAUCCUUUUGAAGAGGACCUGACUAUGGAAGAGAAGGAUUUAUGUCACCACUAUAGGGUGUUUAUGCGAUUCCAUUCCAGAGAAGAACACGAACAAUUGCUGAGGAGCAUUAUUGAGGAGCAUCGGAUUUUGAAACGGAUACAAGAUCUUCAGGAAGCCCGAGCUGCUGGCUGCUACACAUCUGUUGAUGCGGAAAGAUACAUUGAACAGAAGAUAAAGAGCGAAACAGAGGAAAAUGCCCGUAGAGCAAAGGAGGGUUUCCAGGCUGUUUCCAGUGGAAAAUCCUUGCAAAGAUUGAGUCAGAAAGGAGAUGAUAUGAGUCCGCAUGGAGGUAUCAGGAGCCCUGGUGUACCAGAUUCUGAGGGAAAGCAUCUUUCACCAACCACCAAGGGGCUUACUCUUUCUAAUUUCUCAGAGAAUUGGGAUGUCACUGAAUUUUUAGGAGCCGAUUUACUCUCUCACUCUGAGAAAAAGCUGUGUGGGGAGAUCAGAAUCUUACCAACACAUUAUCUCAACAUGCUGCAGACCAUGUCGAUGGGGAUUUUAAAUGGAAACAUAACUAAUAAAUCCGAUGCACAUGGCCUGUUCAAUGUCAAUGCGAGCAAGGGAAUCUGUCUGAGAUUCUACUCUCUGGAAAAGGAUUGUGGAUGCUUCAAUAGUCAGUUGGGAAAUCAUUGA
Fraxinus pennsylvanica is the source of this 1755-nucleotide messenger RNA. Lineage: Eukaryota; Viridiplantae; Streptophyta; Magnoliopsida; Lamiales; Oleaceae. The record is from the annotation of a GenBank genome assembly.